Messenger RNA from Eucalyptus grandis, 1169 nucleotides. RefSeq lists its product as uncharacterized. The coding region runs from base 1 to 798 and encodes 265 amino acids. NCBI's taxonomy places the organism in Eukaryota, Viridiplantae, Streptophyta, Magnoliopsida, Myrtales, Myrtaceae. The record is from RefSeq and is a predicted model, not a curated record. The transcript is spliced from 5 exons.
AUGCGGGUCUACAUCGGAGGGUACCCCAUCAAUUCAGAGCGCGGUAUCGUCGCGGGUGAAAUGGACCCAGAGAAUGUCCCUUACAACAACGCUAAAGCUAACUGGGCCGUAAGACCCAUCAACUUCAUCCACGCCUCUGCAUGGAUCGGGCUUUCGCAGCCGGUGGUCGGGACGACCCUCUGUCCAUCCUUUCCGAGGCGGAAACACACAUCUCUCUCUCUCUCUCUCUCUCUCUGUCUCUCUCUAACGGAGCAGCUGCCGACCACGCAUGGCGUCUUCGACCCUUCUGCACAGUCUCCUCCACAUCCCGCCUCGCUCUUCCACGCGCCCGAGAGCUCAAUUGCUUCCCUCCAAGCCCAUUUCGAGGCUGAACAAUCCCGCCCCGUUCGCGCGAGCCGGCGCGCACCACGGUCCGAUCAGGAGGCUCGGAGGUCGCCGCUCCUCCACCGUCGUCGCUUCCCAGUCGAACUUUUAAAGGUUGCUCAGACGGUUUGGAAAGUGGGGAGAGAUGCGAUUGAAGCGGGGACGAACCUGGUGCCCGAUGCUGUUCCGAGGCCUGUAGCGAGGAUUUCAGUUACUUUCGUUGGGUUGUCCGUUGCACUUUUUGUGCUGAAGUCAUUCUUAUCCACUGCCUUCUUUGUUCUGGCCACCAUGGGACUCAUAUAUUUCACGUUCCUCGCCUUAAACAAAGACAACGGACCGAAGGGGGGUGGAGACGGACCGAAAGGGGGUGGAGCUGCCCCUCCGAUGGACGAUCCCAUGGAAGAAGCUAGAAAAAUAAUGGAAAAAUACAAGUGAGUUCAGCAGAAUCACAGGUCGGAAAGAACCAAGUCUGCAAUUUUCCGGUCCCCCUGUGCCCCUGCUGAAGAGACAAAUGCGGUGACGGUAACCGGAGAUGGUCGCCGCCGAAUUCGAUUUGGAAUGUCAUUUUUUGCAUGUGUAAAUACAAGCGUACAGGGGAUGCACUAGUGUUUCCAACGCGUAUUUUCUGCGUCCUGUGUAGGCCUGUAGCAUAUCGAAGUCGCUGCUCAAGCAUCCGAUCUAGUCGGUAUACAUAUUAAGACGAGUCUGCAAAGUGUACUCUGAUCGCGUUGAUCUCCACUUUGAUUUGGAAAGCUCGUGGAGAUGUUGUUUUCAAACGUAAUUCAUCCAUUUGCAGCAUUCCACAA